Rangifer tarandus platyrhynchus (Svalbard reindeer) is the source of this 4794-nucleotide messenger RNA. The record is from the annotation of a GenBank genome assembly. NCBI's taxonomy places the organism in Eukaryota, Metazoa, Chordata, Mammalia, Artiodactyla, Cervidae.
AUGCCUCACAUCCCGCUGACACAUCGAGAGGAACGCGGAGUUCAUUGCUUCAAAAGGCUCAAGACGUAUGCCAACUUUCCAGAAGCACCUCAGGAGGAGGCUUCUCUCAGCAAUAGGCUCAAGACGUAUGCCAACUUUCCAGAAGCACCUCAGGAGGAGGCUUCUCUCAGCAAUAGGAUCAAGACGUAUGCCAACUUUCCAGAAGCACCUCAGGAGGAGGCUUCUCUCAGCAAUAGGCUCAAGACGUAUGCCAAAUUUCCAGAAGCACCUCAGGAGGAGGCUUCUCUCAGCAAUAGGAUCAAGACGUAUGCCAACUUUCCAGAAGCACCUCAGGAGGAGGCUUCUCUCAGCAAUAGGAUCAAGACAUAUGCCAACUUUCCAGAAGCACCUCAGGAGGAGGCUUCUCUCAGCAAUAGGCUCAAGACGUAUGCCAAAUUUCCAGAAGCACCUCAGGAGGAGGCUUCUCUCAGCAAUAGGAUCAAGACGUAUGCCAACUUUCCAGAAGCACCUCAGGAGGAGGCUUCUCUCAGCAAUAGGCUCAAGACCUAUGCCAACUUUCCAGAAGCACCUCAGGAGGAGGCUUCUCUCAGCAAUAGGCUCAAGACCUAUGCCAACUUUCCAGAAGCACCUCAGGAGGAGGCUUCUCUCAGCAAUAGGCUCAAGACGUAUGCCAACUUUCCAGAAGCACCUCAGGAGGAGGAUUCUCUCAGCAAUAGGCUCAAGACGUAUGCCAACUUUCCAGAAGCACCUCAGGAGGAGGCUUCUCUCAGCAAUAGGCUCAAGACGUAUGCCAACUUUCCAGAAGCACCUCAGGAGGAGGCUUCUCUCAGCAAUAGGCUCAAGACGUAUGCCAACUUUCCAGAAGCACCUCAGGAGGAGGCUUCUCUCAGCAAUAGGCUCAAGACGUAUGCCAACUUCCCAGAAACACCUCAGGAGGAGGCUUCUCACAGCUAUAGGCUCAAGACGUAUGCCAACUUUCCAGAAGCACCUCAGGAGGAGGCUUCUCUCAGCAAUAGGCUCAAGACGUAUGCCAACUUCCCAGAAGCACCUCAGGAGGAGGCUUCUCUCAGCAAUAGGCUCAAGACGUAUGCCAACUUUCCAGAAGCACCUCAGGAGGAGGCUUCUCUCAGCAAUAGGCUCAAGACGUAUGCCAACUUCCCAGAAGCACCUCAGGAGGAGGCUUCUCUCAGCAAUAGGCUCAAGACGUAUGCCAACUUCCCAGAAGCACCUCAGGAGGAGGCUUCUCUGAGCAAUAGGCUCAAGACGUAUGCCAACUUCCCAGAAGCACCUCAGGAGGAGGCUUCUCUCAGCAAUAGGCUCAAGACGUAUGCCAACUUUCCAGAAGCAUAUCAGGAGGAGGCUUCUCUCAGCAAUAGGCUCAAGACGUAUGCCAACUUUCCAGAAGCACCUCAGGACGAGGCUUCUCUCAGCAAUAGGCUCAAGACGUAUGCCAACUUCCCAGAAGCACCUCAGGAGGAGGCUUCUCACAGCUAUAGGCUCAAGACGUAUGCCAACUUUCCAGAAGCACCUCAGGAGGAGGCUUCUCUCAGCAAUAGGCUCAAGACGUAUGCCAACUUCCCAGAAGCACCUCAGGAGGAGGCUUCUCACAGCUAUAGGCUCAAGACGUAUGCCAACUUUCCAGAAGCACCUCAGGAGGAGGCUUCUCUCAGCAAUAGGCUCAAGACGUAUGCCAACUUUCCAGAAGCACCUCAGGAGGAGGCUUCUCUCAGCAAUAGGCUCAAGACGUAUGCCAACUUUCCAGAAGCACCUCAGGAGGAGGCUUCUCUCAGCAAUAGGCUCAAGACGUAUGCCAACUUUCCAGAAGCACCUCAGGAGGAGGCUUCUCUCAGCAAUAGGAUCAAGACGUAUGCCAACUUUCCAGAAGCACCUCAGGAGGAGGAUUCUCUCAGCAAUAGGCUCAAGACGUAUGCCAACUUCCCAGAAGCACCUCAGGAGGAGGCUUCUCUCAGCAAUAGGCUCAAGACGUAUGCCAACUUUCCAGAAGCACCUCAGGAGGAGGCUUCUCUCAGCAAUAGGCUCAAGACGUAUGCCAACUUUCCAGAAGCACCUCAGGAGGAGGCUUCUCUCAGCAAUAGGCUCAAGACGUAUGCCAACUUUCCAGAAGCACCUCAGGAGGAGGCUUCUCUCAGCAAUAGGCUCAAGACGUAUGCCAACUUUCCAGAAGCACCUCAGGAGGAGGCUUCUCUCAGCAAUAGGAUCAAGACGUAUGCCAACUUUCCAGAAGCACCUCAGGAGGAGGAUUCUCUCAGCAAUAGGCUCAAGACGUAUGCCAACUUCCCAGAAGCACCUCAGGAGGAGGCUUCUCUCAGCAAUAGGCUCAAGACGUAUGCCAACUUUCCAGAAGCACCUCAGGAGGAGGCUUCUCUCAGCAAUAGGCUCAAGACGUAUGCCAACUUUCCAGAAGCACCUCAGGAGGAGGCUUCUCUCAGCAAUAGGCUCAAGACGUAUGCCAACUUUCCAGAAGCACCUCAGGAGGAGGCUUCUCUCAGCAAUAGGCUCAAGACGUAUGCCAACUUUCCAGAAGCACCUCAGGAGGAGGCUUCUCUCAGCAAUAGGAUCAAGACGUAUGCCAACUUUCCAGAAGCACCUCAGGAGGAGGAUUCUCUCAGCAAUAGGCUCAAGACGUAUGCCAACUUCCCAGAAGCACCUCAGGAGGAGGCUUCUCUCAGCAAUAGGCUCAAGACGUAUGCCAACUUUCCAGAAGCACCUCAGGAGGAGGCUUCUCUCAGCAAUAGGCUCAAGACGUAUGCCAACUUUCCAGAAGCACCUCAGGAGGAGGCUUCUCUCAGCAAUAGGCUCAAGACCUAUGCCAACUUCCCAGAAGCACCUCAGGAGGAGGCUUCUCUCAGCAAUAGGCUCAAGACGUAUGCCAACUUCCCAGAAGCACCUCAGGAGGAGGCUUCUCUCAGCAAUAGGCUCAAGACGUAUGCCAACUUUCCAGAAGCACCUCAGGAGGAGGCUUCUCUCAGCAAUAGGCUCAAGACGUAUGCCAACUUUCCAGAAGCACCUCAGGAGGAGGCUUCUCUCAGCAAUAGGCUCAAGACCUAUGCCAACUUCCCAGAAGCACCUCAGGAGGAGGCUUCUCUCAGCAAUAGGCUCAAGACGUAUGCCAACUUCCCAGAAGCACCUCAGGAGGAGGCUUCUCUCAGCAAUAGGCUCAAGACGUAUGCCAACUUUCCAGAAGCACCUCAGGAGGAGGCUUCUCUCAGCAAUAGGCUCAAGACGUAUGCCAACUUUCCAGAAGCACCUCAGGAGGAGGCUUCUCUCAGCAAUAGGCUCAAGACCUAUGCCAACUUCCCAGAAGCACCUCAGGAGGAGGCUUCUCUCAGCAAUAGGAUCAAGACGUAUGCCAACUUUCCAGAAGCACCUCAGGAGGAGGAUUCUCUCAGCAAUAGGCUCAAGACGUAUGCCAACUUUCCAGAAGCACCUCAGGAGGAGGCUUCUCUCAGCAAUAGGCUCAAGACGUAUGCCAACUUUCCAGAAGCACCUCAGGAGGAGGCUUCUCUCAGCAAUAGGCUCAAGACGUAUGCCAACUUUCCAGAAGCACCUCAGGAGGAGGCUUCUCUCAGCAAUAGGCUCAAGACGUAUGCCAACUUUCCAGAAGCACCUCAGGAGGAGGCUUCUCUCAGCAAUAGGCUCAAGACGUAUGCCAACUUUCCAGAAGCACCUCAGGAGGAGGCUUCUCUCAGCAAUAGGCUCAAGACGUAUGCCAACUUUCCAGAAGCACCUCAGGAGGAGGCUUCUCUCAGCAAUAGGCUCAAGACGUAUGCCAACUUUCCAGAAGCACCUCAGGAGGAGGCUUCUCUCAGCAAUAGGAUCAAGACGUAUGCCAACUUUCCAGAAGCACCUCAGGAGGAGGAUUCUCUCAGCAAUAGGCUCAAGACGUAUGCCAACUUCCCAGAAGCACCUCAGGAGGAGGCUUCUCUCAGCAAUAGGCUCAAGACGUAUGCCAACUUUCCAGAAGCACCUCAGGAGGAGGCUUCUCUCAGCAAUAGGCUCAAGACGUAUGCCAACUUUCCAGAAGCACCUCAGGAGGAGGCUUCUCUCAGCAAUAGGCUCAAGACGUAUGCCAACUUUCCAGAAGCACCUCAGGAGGAGGCUUCUCUCAGCAAUAGGCUCAAGACGUAUGCCAACUUUCCAGAAGCACCUCAGGAGGAGGCUUCUCUCAGCAAUAGGCUCAAGACGUAUGCCAACUUUCCAGAAGCACCUCAGGAGGAGGCUUCUCUCAGCAAUAGGCUCAAGACGUAUGCCAACUUUCCAGAAGCACCUCAGGAGAAGGCGUCUCUCAGCAAUAGGCUCAAGACGUAUGCCAACUUUCCAGAAGCACCUCAGGAGGAGGCUUCUCUCAGCAAUAGGCUCAAGACGUAUGCCAACUUUCCAGAAGCUCCUCAGGAGGAGGCUUCUCUCAGGAAUAGGCUCAAGACGUAUGCCAACUUCCCAGAAGCACCUCAGGAGGAGGCUUCUCUCAGCAAUAGGCUCAAGACGUAUGCCAACUUCCCAGAAGCACCUCAGGAGGAGGCUUCUCUCAGCAAUAGGCUCAAGACGUAUGCCAACUUCCCAGAAGCACCUCAGGAGGAGGCUUCUCUCAGCAAUAGGCUCAAGACGUAUGCCAACUUCCCAGAAGCACCUCAGGAGGAGGCUUCUCUCAGCAAUAGGCUCAAGACGUAUGCCAACUUUCCAGAAGCACCUCAGGAGGAGGCUUCUCUCAGCAAUAGGCUCAAGACGUAUGCCAACUUUCCAGAAGCACCUCAGGAGGAGGCUUCUCAGCAAUAG